AUGGCAUCCCAGGCGAGGCCAAGGGCAUCAGCGUCGAUAUGCAGCUCGGUGACGGACAGUGAGGUACACACAUUGGAGAUAAGCGACUACAGCCAGCACAGCGACCUCGGCGAUGGAGGAUACAUCUGCUCCACCAGGUUCACUGUCGGCGGCCAUGACUGGCGCAUCCGCUACUACCCUGACGGAACCGGCAACGGGGAAGAGUGCAAAGAUUACGUGGGAGUGCAACUGGAGCUCAUGAGUGAGUUCACCAAGGUGAGGCUGGCGUACGAGUUUAGGCUCACUGAAGACGAAGCCGCCAUCAAGUCAACGACUGUGUUAACAGCUGAAGCUUCAUCCACCUGCGGAACUGACAAAUUCAAGAAGAAAAGCGAUCUACCUAGGUAUCUUCGGAACGAUUCUCUUAAGAUCCAAUGCUUUGUCACUGUUAUAAAGGAAUCACAGUUGAAGGAGACUGCUGUCAGUUCCAACCCCGUCGUCGUUGUUCAAGUGCCGCCCUCAGACUUGUCAUCUCAUCUUGGAAAUUUGUUGUCCCGCGAUCGGGACGAUGGGGAUAUCACAUUCAAGGUUAAAUCUGAGGAGUUCCGUGCCCACAAGCUCAUCCUUGACAUUCGUUGUCCGGCCUUAAAAACUACUGCUACUCAGCCUCAUCUCGAUGGACAAACAAUGAGGGACAGGAGGGCUAUUCCUGAUAACAGCAGCACAGUUGUUAUUCAAGACAUGGAGCCCGCUGUUUUCAAGGCCCUGCGUCACUUCAUCUACACAGAUUCAUUGCUGAAAGAACACAGAAAUGAGGAAAUGGCUAAGAGUUUAUUGGCGGCUGCCGACAAAUAUGACAUGAAAAGGAUGAAGUUGUAUUGUGGAAACAUCCUUUCCAAGAGACCAACUGUUGACAGUGUCACAACCACUAUAGCCCUAGCUCACAAUCAUCAUUGCAGGGAGCUGAAAGGUGCAUGCAUCCAAUUUAUCAACUCUUCUGAGAGAACAAGGGAUGAUGUGCUCUCAAGUGAAGGGUACAAGGAACUCAAAGCCAACUGUCCUGAAGUUGCUCUAGAGAUACUGGAAAAUUCCGACAUUUCUAAAUUUCUGUUUGGAUUUGUUUUAUCAAUGUUUACUUAUUGGAUGUUAACUCAUGAAAUUUCGAGGAAAAAAGUAUUCAAGAAGGCAGUCGAAAGGCAACAAGACGUCCCUGAGGAACCAUCGGCGGGAAAUCACCGUGGUGAAGGCAAGUCCUAA
Messenger RNA from Miscanthus lutarioriparius, 1236 nucleotides. NCBI's taxonomy places the organism in Eukaryota, Viridiplantae, Streptophyta, Magnoliopsida, Poales, Poaceae. The record is from the annotation of a GenBank genome assembly.